Messenger RNA from Marmota monax (woodchuck), 930 nucleotides. Its product is annotated as olfactory receptor 4C46-like. The transcript has a single exon. Gene Ontology annotation, molecular function: olfactory receptor activity; G protein-coupled receptor activity. Gene Ontology annotation, cellular component: membrane. Gene Ontology annotation, biological process: G protein-coupled receptor signaling pathway. NCBI's taxonomy places the organism in Eukaryota, Metazoa, Chordata, Mammalia, Rodentia, Sciuridae. Bases 1 to 930 code for a protein of 309 amino acids. The record is from RefSeq and is a predicted model, not a curated record.
AUGGAGAAUAAGAACAAUGUGACAGAGUUUGUUCUUCUGGGACUUACCGAAAACUCUAAGAUGCAGAAAAUUAUAUUUGUUGUGUUUUUGUUCAUCUACAUCAUCUCUGUGGUAGGAAAUUUGGUCAUUGUUAUAACCAUCACUAUGAGCUCACUCUUGGGAUCCCCCAUGUACUUUUUCCUGGCCCAUCUCUCAUUUAUUGAUGCCUGCUAUGCCUCUGUAAAUACACCUAAACUGAUUAGAGAUUCACUUCAUGAAAAGAAGACUAUCCUUUUCAAUGGAUGCUUGGCCCAAGUCUUUGGGGAACAUUUCUUUGCAGGUGCAGAGAUCAUCCUGCUUACUGUGAUGGCUUAUGACCGCUAUGUAGCCAUCUGCAAACCCUUGCACUAUGUAACCAUCAUGAACUGGAGAGUGUGUGCCGUGCUACUGGGAGUGUCCUGGAUGGGAGGCUUUCUCCAUGCAACCAUCCAGAUCCUCUUCAUCUUCCAACUACCCUUCUGUGGCCCUAAUGUCAUUGAUCACUUUAUGUGUGAUCUGAACCCAUUGCUCAAUCUGGCCUGCACUGAUAUUCACACUCUGGGGCUCUUUGUUGCUGCUAACAGUGGGUUAAUCUGCUCAUUAAACUUCCUCCUCCUGCUGGUCUCCUAUGUGGUCAUCCUGCAUUCCCUGAGAAACCACAGCUUGGAGGGUAGGCACAAAGCCCUGUCCACCUGUGUCUCCCACAUCACAGUGGUUGUCCUGUUCUUUGUUCCCUGCGUAUUUGUGUACCUGAGACCUGCAGUUAAUUUAUCUAUUGAUAAAGCAAUUGCUGUAUUCUAUACUAUGAUAACUCCCAUGGUAAAUCCCUUUAUCUACACUUUCAGAAAUGCUCAGAUGAAAGAUGCUAUUAGAAAGUUAUUUAUCAGUAAAGCUAUUUCAGAUGAUAAAUGA